This is a messenger RNA of Helicoverpa zea (corn earworm), 753 nucleotides long. RefSeq lists its product as uncharacterized. The coding region runs from base 1 to 753 and encodes 250 amino acids. Gene Ontology annotation, molecular function: DNA binding. The transcript is spliced from 2 exons. The record is from RefSeq and is a predicted model, not a curated record. Gene Ontology annotation, cellular component: nucleus; transcription regulator complex. Gene Ontology annotation, biological process: regulation of transcription by RNA polymerase II. NCBI's taxonomy places the organism in Eukaryota, Metazoa, Arthropoda, Insecta, Lepidoptera, Noctuidae.
AUGGAUUCAGCUCAAUCUAUACUCGACGACUCGUUUACUGCUAAGCUGAUUGAUGAAAUAGAAAAAAGACCUCCACUUUAUAAUAACAACUUACGAGCUUACGCAGACGUGUAUUUAAAGAAAAUACUAUGGGAAGAAAUUUGUGAAGAGGUUAUACCGCAGUGGAAUCAGCUAAGUUCUGAAAUGAAAACGAAAACAGGUCGCGAUUUGCAAAACAAAUGGGCAAAUUUACGAACCUGCUUUCGUCGAGAAUUGAACGCUCAAAAAAACCCAAAGUCGGGACAAGCUUCAACCAAAAGGCGCCAGUACAUCUACUUUCAGCAAUUAUUAUUUUUACUUCCUUAUGUUGGAAAUCAAAAAAAUGAAAGUAGCAAGCGGAAUGACGAUAAAGAUGAUGUUGAAGAUGAUGAGGAAGCUGGUACUAGCAGAUUCUCGAUUCCUAGCCGAAAGAAACCGAAGAUGGAAUCGAAUAAGUAUGUGGACGAAGUCUUAAACGAGGCACAGAAAAAUAAUGAAAUGAAAAUAGAUGCAGAUACAAAUUUUGCCCUAUCGCUUGUUCCGUCUCUUCAGAAACUUACUGAUGAAGAAAAAAUAGACGCCAAGAUUGCUAUACUAAAAGUUUUUAAGAACAUAACAGAGACUAGGUAUACAAAUACUUUACAAGCAAUACCUCAAUCAACUAAUAGCCACAUGAUGGAACUGCCCAUGUCUUCAUUUCAGCACACAAGAUCAUCAUUGCAUACUUUCCAGUAA